Messenger RNA from Anguilla rostrata (American eel), 3503 nucleotides. RefSeq names its product chondroitin sulfate proteoglycan 5-like. NCBI's taxonomy places the organism in Eukaryota, Metazoa, Chordata, Actinopteri, Anguilliformes, Anguillidae. The transcript has 6 exons. Gene Ontology annotation, biological process: cell projection morphogenesis; nervous system development. The record is from RefSeq and is a predicted model, not a curated record. The coding region runs from base 550 to 2313 and encodes 587 amino acids. Gene Ontology annotation, cellular component: synapse.
AAAAAAGCACUGGAGUGGUGGACCGAGCGUGCGCACAAGAGAGCUCCAAUAGACUCAGCUGAAUAGCAAUUUAUUGAAAGAAAAAACCCUGGGAGGGGAUACUGAGGUUGGGGGGAGAGUGGGACUGUGGGAGCACAAUUAUAUUUUCCCCUCACAGGCUCUCACAGGCAAGAUCGCAUCACUGGCAAGGAAGAAAUUUUAUAUUCCUUGGUGAAGGCGCAACGCUAAACGCCCUGCUCGCGCUUAGUCAGCUGUGGAGCUGUCCGCCCGCGUGUGCGCGUGUUUGACUGUUAUUCGGCGGCAAUGGGACCGUAGGAGAUCGAGUUCCUGUGAAUAUAGAGGAGUAACUAAGCAAAUAAACAGGACAAGAACAAAUCUCUCAACGCGGAGUAACUAUGGAGAAACGCCAAGAACAAAAUUCGUAACGUGGUGGAAACCACAAAAAGGAUUUACCACUUGGAAUAUUUAUAGUCCGGUCGCCUUUAUUCAGAAUAUACCUUUUUUUCAAGAGAGAUUUUUUAGUAUUUUGGAACAACAGUAGGCGCAAGUAUGGGCAGGGAGACACAAUUUUGUUCAGGAUGCUGGAGAUGGGUGAUGCUGUCCAGUUUUCUCGUUCUGCACUUGAUUCCUUUGUAUGCACAUGGGAACUCCUUUGGGGCCAAUGGCACAGAGACGGACAACAAGGUGAAUGUGUCCUCACCAUUAAACAGGGAGGACGAGCAGAUGGCUGGAGUCACAGGGUCCAUCAGCCCCGUUUCCCUCCCCGUGAGAGCUGAACGCAAGCCAAGGGGGGGAGAGGAGCUGGGAAGCGGCAUGCUGGGAGAGGGUAUCGCCCCUGGGGGCAAUGGCCAUGAGAUCAGCCUGGAUUCAGCGGAAAACGACCACCUACUUAACGUGGGGUCUGAGGGCAUGGGUUCCAACCUACCUACCCUACCUGCACCCCGCGGACCAGCUGACGUACAUCUGGAUUUCAAGGAUGACAAAGACCAACUGCCGCACACUGAUCCUCCCUGGCAGAGGGCCAAAGAACACCAGGAAGUCACUGUGUUCGAUCUGGACCGUCAACCACACAGCCCCACACCCAGCCUGCCCCACUUCCAACCUGAUGCCUUCACUGUGGACUUCUUUGACCCUGCCUCACGCCGUCGGAACCUGGACCUGUCCGACACAGGUGCCCACGAGCUACAGGGAGGCAACCCCAACUCCUGGGAGCUGCCUGAAGGCUAUGAGUACACCACCAAUUACGAGAACAGCUACUCCACCAUCGAGAACCAGUACACCACCGUCGAAAGGCGGGAUGAGUCCGUCAUGCGCUUCGCAACUGCACCUCCCUCGGUGCACUUUAACCCCCGCCGCCCUGACAUCAAGCUGCCAAGUGGGUCUGCUGAGGAUGAGGAACCCCCUGCUGCCCCGGGAGUGGUGGAUGCUACCAAUGGGUCUCUCUGUCGCCAGGGCUACGUGCGCCACAAUGCCACCUGCCGCUCUGUCUGUGAUUUCUUUCCGAGCUACUGCUUCAAUGGGGGUCAGUGCUAUCUGGUGGAGGGGGCAGGAGUCUUCUGCAGGUGUAACGUCCAGGACUACAUCUGGCACAAGGGCUCCAGGUGUGAGUCCGUUAUCACGGAGUUCCAGGUGAUGUGCAUCGCCAUCGGAGGAGCAGCACUCAUGGUGCUGCUGCUCUUCAUGAUCACCGUUUGCUUUGCCAAGAAGCUGCACCUGCUCAAGACCGAGAACAGCAAGCUGCGCAAACGCAGUAAGUACAGGCCUCCGUCGGAGCAGCACAAUGAUAAUUUCUCUCUGUCCACCAUCGCUGAGGGCUCCCACCCAAAUGUAAGGAAACUUUGUGACACCCCGCCUACCCUUCCUCAUGCGCGUGCUUUGGCUUACUAUGAUAACAUUAUAUGUCAGGAUGAUCCUAACGCCCAGAACAAACUGGAGGACCCAGUGAAGUCCCCCCCGCCCAAGGAGGACGAGCCCCUGAACAUCCAGAACUCGCUCACCCCCAAACAUGAGAACAACAAGGCGGCGUGCGAGGAGAACUCCUCGGAGGGAGGGGUAACUGUCGAAGUGGAGGAGCGACUCCUAAAACACAGCAGUAAGAAGCCCCCUGCCUCCUCAGCGCUCGACCAUGACGCAUGCUUCCACAGACACCACUACUCCUCACCAGAGCUGGGGCGGAGGGGCAGGGCAGACAGCCAAUUGGAACAGCGGGACGUCCCUCCACGGCAGGUGGGCAGCCCCAUCAGCACCCGCUCCCUGCCUACCCUGCCCACCAAAAUGACUCGGCCUCGAGGGGGCAAAGCAUACACUUUCUGACUUGUGCUUUCCCCCAUCUCCCUGACUAGAAUACUCUGAAACCAGACUGAUGCACUGGAAAACACUGAUAUAGCAAAAAGAUUGAUGAUUUCAUUGGCUGAGACACUGCAAAAUACUGAUUGAUAAACAGCACUACUUACUGACUGCCUGUAAUAUGCUUAUAUAUGUCUGCAUCAUACCGAAUGAAGUAUUGUACUGUACUUUACAGAUACUGUUACUAUAUAUCCCCUGACAUAUUUAUGAUGUUCUGACAGUUAGACUAUGAUAUAUUGACUGAUGCAAUUCACUGUGAUUUAUUACCCAGACUCAAUUGAUACACUGUAACAUGAUGGAAAGCAAAUUGUGGUUUACUGACUGAUGAACUUACAUACUGGCAGAUAAACCAUAAUAUACUGACUGAUGCACUUUAACAUAAUAGCAAAUAAACUGUAAUAUACUUGCUGAUAUAAUGAAUUCAUAUAAAUAGUCCUACUCUGGCUGAUGCUGAUGUAUUAUAAAUUACGAUCCUGUUGAUCCAAAACAAGUGGACCAACUCAUUAGCCACAAAUAGGGUAGUCCAGACAGCAAUGUACUGAGUGGCAUAAUAAGACUAUAAAACAUAACAAUCUUAAUGGCUCUCUAUGAGUGCAGGCUGGGUGGUGGUUUCAGGUGUAAGCUCUGGCUAUGUCAUAAGCCAGACAGGAAGUCCACCUCAUCCCACCAGGGUUAAGAUGUGUUUAAGUCGGCCAGGGUUUCUUGUCUACUGCUGCCUUAGUUCCACCCAAUAGUGGCUUUUUGUGUCUGCCCUCUCCAGUGCUGCUAUGCGGACCACAGGGUGUAAAACAUUUCCUAGAUUGCGGGUGUGUGCACUGGAGGAGUGCACGUCCAUCAGCUACAGUGCUCAUAGCAUGUAUGUGUGGGUGAGACAGUGAAGAGAGGCAAACCAUAAUGCUGAAUUACUUUGACCUGACAAUUAAGGGUACCUACACCACGAUAUCACUGUGAAUGUGGCAUAAUAUAUUAUGAGAAAUCAAAUAUCUGGCUACAUAGAAACUACAAGAUAUAUAUAAUAUUUUGACAAACUUUAAUAUACUAUAUGUAUUGACCUGAGAGAGAUGGUGAUAGGAUAUAUGAAUAUGGUGGUUAAACAACAGUUACUCAUGCUAAGGAAUGGCCACAUUCCUAGACAAUCUGUGUGCAAAAGCUUUCUG